Molecule: messenger RNA, 1194 nt
Organism: Endocarpon pusillum Z07020
Lineage: Eukaryota; Fungi; Ascomycota; Eurotiomycetes; Verrucariales; Verrucariaceae
Exons: 3
Coding region: 1-1194 (397 amino acids)
Biological process (GO): ubiquitin-dependent protein catabolic process
Cellular component (GO): nucleus; cytoplasm; proteasome regulatory particle, lid subcomplex
Molecular function (GO): proteasome binding; endopeptidase activator activity; ubiquitin binding
Source: RefSeq, a predicted model, not a curated record
AUGUCUAUCUCACCUAUAAUCACUUUCAAGGCAGGCCUUUGUGAUCUAAACACUGCAACGGAUCCACCGCGGGUCAAAGCCCUCCCUGAACCAGGCUACAUUUACCUAUAUUCCGAAGAUGACCUUGUGUAUUUCUGCUGGCGGCAGAGAUCUGCUUCAUUGGACAAUCCAGGGUUGAAACUUGUUAUGAUUCCUGGUGACGCAUCCUUUACUCCCUAUAAAGCGACCAGUUCUCAGACGCCUUCAAACCCGAACAAACCUACCAAUGGCAGAAUCUACGUUCUCAAAUUCACUUCCAGCUCUCAGCGGCACCUGUUUUGGUUACAGUCCAGAAGUCAGCAUGAGUCUAGUGACCCAGCUUGGUUUAGUGCUCGAGAUUUGAAGUUGGGCCAGAUUGUCAAUACACUAUUGCAAGGUGAAGACAUCGAUGUCCAACAGGCCAUCGCCAAUCUACCGAACGAUCGGAAUGGACCUGAUAGGGAUGAUGAUGAUGCCACCAUGGAAGAUGUGGAGGGCCAAAAUCACGACGCAGAUCAUCAUCGGGGAGGAAGCGGAGGCGCUGGCCCCGAUGCCACAGGUGGCGAUGUAAGAGAGGAAGGCCAGGAGGCCAGAGAAGGUGGCGCUGAUGGUGGGAGAGCCGCAACGACGGGUUCCACAGAUGCAUCAUCAAUCAUCCAGAACUUCUUGAAGUCAAUGGAAGGCACCAAUGCAGGUCAAUCGAAUCCUCAAGGAAAUCUCUUCACGACGCUAGCCGAUCUCCUCACGCCUGCAUCCACCAUUCCUCUGAUCGACUCGGCAGAUGAAAGAGUUAUUGAUAAAUUCUUGGACUUCCUUCCAUCCACUCUAUUGGCUCUGGCUCAGGAAAUUGAUGAUGCAGCCGCCGUUAGCACUGAUGCAUCAUCAGCAGAUGCUGCCAAACAGGCUAUUGGCUUAGAGCAGAAGAAGGAUAUUCUCCGCCGAGUUCUGCGGUCUCCGCAAUUCUCACAGAGCCUGUCUAGCCUGACCGUAGCAUUGCGAGAUGGGGGACUACCAAGCAUAAGCGAGGCGCUCAGUAUUCCUGUCACUAAUGGAGGCUUCAUGAGACGGGGAGGAGUGCCACUGGGCGGAGGUGACGCUGUAGAAGCGUUCCUCAACGGUGUAAAAGAGCACGUCAAAAGCAAUUCUCAGGCCAAAAAUAAGAUGGACAGAGACUAA